This is a messenger RNA of Sclerotinia sclerotiorum 1980 UF-70, 708 nucleotides long. RefSeq lists its product with no specific name. Bases 1 to 708 code for a protein of 235 amino acids. Lineage: Eukaryota; Fungi; Ascomycota; Leotiomycetes; Helotiales; Sclerotiniaceae. The transcript is spliced from 2 exons. The record is from RefSeq and is a predicted model, not a curated record.
AUGUCACUACGGUUAUCAGAAGGAACAAAUGCUAAUACCAAGGCGCAAAAAUAUUAUGAAGAGAUGAGCGUGAAGACAGAAGAUCUGCACAAAAAAUGGGUCGAGCUAGAUGGUAAUUAUAAAAUUGCUAGUAUUUUGCGAGAGAAGCAGGAACUGCGGGAUGCACUUUCGACAAGCUUUGAUGAGGUCAAUGGUCUAAAUCAUGCGCUUGAAGUGUACAGCGUAGUAGUUGAAAGCAUUAUGGACAGAAAGAGAGAAUGGAGUAAACCUCGUCAACAACGCGAUAGGAACAUCAUCAUUAAAGGGCAUGAGAUUGCCCAUGGAGGAACGUGCCUCCCAGAUGCUUACCAAAUCAUGUCUACUAGCAACAAUGACUUGGGAUGGUACAAAGAAUAUUACGGAACAACCUCCGAGAUUUUCUUGAAGUUUGAAACCAGUAAAGCAUUUAUGGAGCUAAUCAACAUGCGAUACGAACUCUACCGCUAUAAAAAGCAUGUUAAAUCAGCCGCUGAUGGAUUCAAAGAGGGUUUCCAAAACCUGUUGGAGAUGAUUCUGGCUCAGCGAACAAGUAUGACUGCCGAAUCUGUGCAAAAACUUCUUGUGGGUGACCACCCCACAACGUUAACUUCGAGACGUAUCUAUUCUAAGCUUUGUGUCCUAUGGGAAAAUGGGAUGAAACAAGGACUACAGGCAAUUCAAAUUCAUUAG